This is a messenger RNA of Mesoplodon densirostris (Blainville's beaked whale), 3390 nucleotides long. It is a transcript of the gene OPTN, whose product is annotated as optineurin. The transcript has 14 exons. Gene Ontology annotation, biological process: protein localization to Golgi apparatus; Golgi ribbon formation; regulation of canonical NF-kappaB signal transduction. The record is from RefSeq and is a predicted model, not a curated record. Gene Ontology annotation, molecular function: K63-linked polyubiquitin modification-dependent protein binding. NCBI's taxonomy places the organism in Eukaryota, Metazoa, Chordata, Mammalia, Artiodactyla, Ziphiidae. Gene Ontology annotation, cellular component: nucleus; Golgi apparatus; cytoplasm. The coding region runs from base 233 to 1936 and encodes 567 amino acids.
CCGGGCGGAGGUGAGAAGGCUGGCGCAACUGUCAGCUGAGCAGCGCUGGGUGGGGUUGCGAGGCCGCGCGUCCGCCAGAGGCUCCCCAGCCCCCGCCGCCGCCGCCGCCGCCCCCGGCCGGUCCCUUGGUCGGCGUCUGCAUCCGGGUUCAGAGCCCUCUCCCAGCGGUAACGAUGCCGAGGAGGCAGUGACCCCGAGGGAGGCCGGAGCCCGAGCGCCGGGAACUGCUGCCAUGUCCCACCAACCAGUUAGCUGCCUGACUGAAAAGGGGGACAGCCCCAACGAAACCACAGGAAAUGGACCCCCCAAUCUGGCUCACCCGAACCUGGACACGUUCACCCCACAUGAGCUGCUGCAGCAGAUGAGAGAGCUUCUAAUUGAGAACCAUCAGCUGAAAGAAGCCAUGAAGCUGAACAAUCAAGCUAUGAAAGGGCGAUUUGAGGAGCUUUCAGCCUGGACAGAAAAGCAGAAGGAAGAACGCCUAUUUUUUGAGACCCAGAGCAAAGAAGCCAAAGAGCGCCUAACGGCACUGAGUCUUGAAAAUGAAAAACUGAAGCAAGAACUCAGAAAACUAAAAGGGAAAACUGAAAGGUCAUUCGAGGUCCUCAAGGCAGAAGCAGAACAGGAAGUGGAACAGCUGAAGACCCAGGUGGCACGCCUUCAAGCUGAAAAGGUCGAUCUGCUGGGCAUCGUGUCUGAAUUACAACUCAAGCUGAACUCAGGUGGCCCCUCCGAAGACUCCUUUGUUGAAAUCAGGAUGGCUGAGGGAGAAGCAGAUGUGGCAACGAAAGAAAUCAAGCCGAGUCCUGGGCCCACAAGAACUGAUUCCAUUGACACGAGCAAAUCUGCAGAAGGUGCCAGGAAUUAUUUGGAAUUUGAGGAAUUAACUGUGAGCCAGCUCCUGCUUUGUCUAAGGGAAGGAAACCAGAAGGUGGAGAGACUUGAACUUGCCCUCAAGGAAGCCAAAGAAAGAAUUUCUGAUUUUGAAAAGAAAGCGAAGGAUCGUUGUGAGAUUGAGACCCAGACAGAGGGGCGCACAGAACAAGAGAAAGAAGAGGAGAAAGGCACAGAAACUGUUGGAAGUGAAGUGGAAACGUUGAACCUUCAGGUGACAACCCUGUUUAAGGAGCUUCAGGAGGCUCACACGAAACUCAGUGAGGCUGAGCUAAUGAAGAAGAGACUUCAGGAAAAAUGUCAGGCCCUUGAAAGGAAAAAUUCUGCAACCCCAUCAGAGCUGAAUGAAAAGCAAGAGCUUGUUUAUAAUAACAGAAAGUUAGAGCUCCAAGUAGAAAGCAUGCGAUCAGAAAUCAAAAUGGAGCAAGCAAAAACAGAAGAUGAAAAGUCCAAAUUAGCCACUCUACAGUUGACACACAACAGGCUUCUUCAAGAAUACAAUAAUGCACUGAAAACAACUGAGGAACUAAAAAGAAGAGAGUCCGAAAAAGUGGAUAAGGUGGUGCUGCAGGAACUGAGUGGAAAGCUGGAACUGGCAGAGAAAGCCCUGGCUUCCAAGCAGCUCCAAAUGGAUGAGAUGAAGCAGACCAUUGCCAAGCAGGAGAAAGACCUGGAAACCAUGGCUGUUCUCAGGGCUCAGAUGGAGGUUUAUUGUUCUGACUUUCAUGCUGAAAGAGCAGCAAGAGAGAAGAUUCAUGAAGAAAAGGAGCAACUGGCAUUGCAGCUGGCAAUUUUGCUGAAAGACAAUAAUGCUUUUGGAGAUGAAGGCAGCAGGCAGUCCCUGAUGGAAAUGCAGAGCCGUCACGGGGCGAUAGCAAGUGACGCUGACCAGCAGGCUUAUCUCGUUCAAAGAGGAGCUGAGGAUAGAAACUGGAUGCAGCAGCAACAACAGAAUAUUCCAAUUCAUUCUUGCCCCAAAUGUGGAGAAGUUCUGCCCGACAUAGAUACACUACUGAUUCAUGUUACGGACUGCAUCAUUUAAGUGUUGACCUUUCACCUCCCCCAAACUGUUGGUAAAUGUCCGAUUUUUUUCCUCCAGGAGUUGUACUUUUGUGUCAUUCGUUUCACUCAAAUAUUCUGGCUCAUUAUUUUAGGAGAAAGAAAACCAUUAUGUUCUAAAAAGGACCUUUUUUGGUGCAUUCCCAUAAACUCGCAAAAUAGAAUCUUUAACGUACCACUCUUCCAAUAAGAGGUUUUUUGUUUUUUUUUUAAUAUUCAGUUGAUGUGAGCACUGAACUGCCCAUGCAGGUUAUGAGUGUGUGACAUCGUGGAUAGAGUAAAUGUGGUAAUAAGAUGGAAGAAGCCUCACUGAUUAAGAACUUUCUAAGGAGGCAGGAAAAAUGAAGUGGUCACAGAUUUAAUCAAGAAAAGUGUCUUUGAAGUAUUUUUAAAUAAAUUACAUUGUUAUUUUUCUUUAUUCAUUUAAGACAGAUCUAUCUGGGGUUGUGUAUAUGUGUAUAUCUUACAGUUUUAUUUCAGCCACAGCACCAAAGUUAUGAUGUGGCUCUUUUCAGAUGAGCCCUGUGACCUUUUACUUGAUCAUCAGGACAAGUGAAAAAGUACUGACCUACGUGAAGCGGAUACAUUAGGUUCACUGGAUUUCAUGUAAUCAUCCACAGUGUAAAGUUUUCUUUUUCUUUUGUUGUGCUGCAGGUAUAUGUUUAUCAACUAUACAGUAAAUAGUGUAUUAAUUUCUAAAAACAAUAGCUAUCAAUUUUCUUCCUGGAUCAGGCUGUAUAUUCAUAAUCACAAAAAUAGUUAUUGCAAAAAAAAAGUUAUUGCAAAAUAAAAUUUUGCUUAUGAAUCUUUCACAUUGUUCAUAUAUGACUAGCUAAUUUCAUACGAUGUAUUUUCUGCAUUCAGCUUCAUAUAAGCUUAAUACUUAUUCAGAACCAUUUUUGUGAAUUCCGUGAAUAUGAGCAAAUCUCUUUACUAGAUACCAGUAAGUGGUGUUUGAAUUAGAAACUGUUCUUUCUAAGGAGGUGAAAAGAUAGGGAUUUGCCAUAUUUUGUAAACCUACAGUUUACCAGCCAUAAAAGUUAGCAAUGUCCUUAUGUAUCUAUAUCCUAAAAUAUUUAAGAGAAAAAUUUUAAAUGUCCUCUGUUUGACUUUGUCAUAAGAAUCUCUCCUAGACAAACUUGACUUGUGUGUGCAUAUGUGUGUAGGUAUAUAUAUGUUUUAAAACAGGAAUCAAAACAGUUAAUUACAGCUUCAUGCCAGGAGAACACACUGCACAAAUUCAACCGUAAUUUAGACGCCCCCCUCACCCCAGGGGGUUUGUUAAAGACAUUUCUAAAAUAACUGUGAAAAUUUUACUUUUAAUUUCUUGUUUAUAGUUUCUAGUUUAAAUUUUUUUCCCUUACUAUCUCAUAUUGGAGAAGAUAGAUUUCUACAGUAUCCUAAAUAAAAAAGCAAACCAAAUGGUUCUACACUUAA